This is a messenger RNA of Hyaloscypha bicolor E, 1695 nucleotides long. RefSeq lists its product as uncharacterized. The record is from RefSeq and is a predicted model, not a curated record. NCBI's taxonomy places the organism in Eukaryota, Fungi, Ascomycota, Leotiomycetes, Helotiales, Hyaloscyphaceae. The coding region runs from base 1 to 1695 and encodes 564 amino acids. The transcript is spliced from 3 exons.
AUGUGCCUUUCUAGUAGGCCUCUCCUAGCUUUUGAAGACGGUUUUGGGAAAUAUCCGAACCUGAAGCUUCAGAAUUUGACGCAAAACGACAUUAAACUUUACACCGAUAUCGAGCUUGCGAAAAGUCCCAGAUUCGAGAUCCUCAAAAUGAGAGAGCCAAAGCGUGCCCCAGAACUCGUUACAGAGAUUGUCGACAAAUCAGCAGGCGUGUUUCUGUGGGUGACACUUGUUGUCAAAUCAUUGCUCGAGGGUUUACAAAACUCGGACAGAAUAUCGGAUCUCCAGAAACGCCUACGAGCCCUUCCAGCAGGUCUCGAAGACUUGUAUCUCCUGAUGAUGAACACACUGGACAAGUUCUACCAGCAGCAAGCUUCACAACUUUUUCAAAUAGUCCAUCGAGCACGACUCCCAUUAUCCGUGCUCUCGCUCUCGUUCGCCGAUGAUGAUGAAGACCCGGAGUUCGCUAUCAGAGCGAAAUUGGAUCCUUUGGAUGAAAAAGAGUUGUCAUGGAGAUAUGAGGAGACGGUACGACGGGUAAACAGCCGUUGCAAAGGCCUUCUGGAAGUUCGAGUAUCAAGCGACAAAGAGCGUCUGGUAGAUUCGAAAGUCGAUUUCCUGCAUCGAACUGUUAAAGACUUCCUGGACACCCCAGAUAUCUGGAAGACAAUCGCCUCUCAAUCCGAUCCUAGUUUCAAUCCAGAUAUCUCCCUGAUGCGUUCCUACUUGGUUCAGAUGAAAGUCCUCAACACUUUGCAAUGGGACGUUGGAACCUUUGGCUUACUAGCCGGGGAGUUCAUGGAAUACGCAGCGCAAGCUGAGAGAACUUCCGGUCAGGUGCAAGCUUCUUUGAUGGAAAACUUCUGCCAGACCGCGACCGACCUGUGGUUCAACUGGACCGUCACCAGCAACAGAACUGUAUAUCACAAAGAGGGUAGCUAUGCUUGGGUUAAAGUCGUGCCUCACGUUCACCAAUUUGUGUACGACUCCCAGCCAUCAUUCCUGUCGUUAGCGGUCUCCUACGGGUUGGAUCUCUAUGUGGAAUGGAAGCUGGAUCAGGAUGCACAACCAGUGAAAACUCGACUUGGACGCCCACUACUCAACUAUGCUGCAGCUCCCAAACCUCGAGAAAUCUGGGGUUCGCGGCCUAGGAACCCGAAGCUCAUUGCGAUACUUCUUAAAUACGGUGCAGAUCCUAAUCUUGAGUUUGGAAAUAAUACGACAUGGACAGACGUCUUACAAUACUGCUACGAAAACGACGGCUUACGUCCACUGAAGUCCGGCGACAGGCAAGAGCUGUUUCUACCUGUGCUAGAAACCAUGAAACUCCUCAAACUCGAGGCGAAGGUUGGGAGGAGGCGAGCAAACGAAAUAGAGAAGCACUGGGAGCAGACGCCCCAAGAACUUCGGAGACAGGCAGAGCGAUUAGAUCAGAUGGAGAAAGAGAAGAGGGUGAGAGAUGCACAGCUGAAAGAGGAACAGGCUGAAGAAUUAGCCGUGCUGUAUGGGAAGAAAAUCAGACCCACAGCGAAGGAGGACGAUAUCUUUAGUGGCAUCGAUCAAGAGCCAGUGAUGAUUAUAAAGUUUCCUUGGGAGGAGAGUGAGAGUCUUCCGCAAACUCCGGAAGAGAAGCCCGCAGUAUUGAUUAUUCCGAAGAAGAAGAGAUGGUCAAGCAAUUUGAGAAACACAAAAGAGUAG